AUGCCUGUUGCAGUCCAGAGUGCGGUAGUUUCAGGAUCUGAGUGUGCAAAUGUACACAAAGAGGCUCUGACAAAAAGCAGCAGUCUCAGACGCAUGACAGUUGAAUUUGGGACGAAAGUGAGAGGCGACUUCAGCGAGAGAAGGUUACGGCAAGGCCUUGCAGCGACGCAGGCGGGGAGGAACUACAGCCAGUUUCGGCUUUAUUGCAGAAUGUUGGUUGUGUGCGGGGUGGUGACCCUGCUGGCGGUGGGAUCCAUGACCUACCCCAGCGGCGCCCCAUCCCAGGUGUGUGACGACGUUUCGAUGACGCCCACAUACCACGCCCAGAAUUGUCAGGCGACAGGCGUCAAUAACGAUGAUCAAUACAUUCUCACCGCUGAACCAGUACCGGGUAGCAAUGGCCGUGUUAAGGUGACCCUGACCGGCGACCCCUUCAUGGGUUUCGUAGUGCGAGCUACCACACCCGGUGAAGAGAAUCUUGGACAAUUCAUUGCGAAGGAAAGCAAUGUUGAAUUUCAAACAAUGUCUUGCACGAACUUGACGAACGUCGCCGUGACGCACAUUGACCGAAAGCCCAAGAGUUCCAUCACGCUGAUGUGGAACGACCAAAACAACGGCAAUUAUAUUUUCCAAGCCACGACCGUGCAGAAUAUCACUGAGUACGUGAUAAACAUCUUCUAGAAUAGUCAAGCCUACCGGGUGGCUCCUCCUAGCCACAGCUGCAGCACAGCAUGGGAGACACUUAUAUUUAUUGAAAUGUUAUUUUACCCAAGAAAGUUUUUAGUCUAAACAAACAAUAAAGGGCAGCUUAGUAUUAGUAUGCCUUUGUCAGCAACAGGCGUUUUUUUAGUUCAUGUUUAAUUUAGUACAGAAAUGCUAUUUAGAUACGAAUUGUUAUCAUUAGGUAAUUUCUAUGUAAUUACUUGCAGAAAAUUAUAAUAAAAGGAGUUAAAAACUGA
Messenger RNA from Scylla paramamosain (green mud crab), 959 nucleotides. RefSeq names its product ferric-chelate reductase 1-like. Lineage: Eukaryota; Metazoa; Arthropoda; Malacostraca; Decapoda; Portunidae. The transcript is spliced from 6 exons. Bases 1 to 681 code for a protein of 226 amino acids. The record is from RefSeq and is a predicted model, not a curated record. Gene Ontology annotation, cellular component: membrane.